Molecule: messenger RNA, 1313 nt
Organism: Odocoileus virginianus texanus
Lineage: Eukaryota; Metazoa; Chordata; Mammalia; Artiodactyla; Cervidae
Source: RefSeq, a predicted model, not a curated record
GGGAGCCACUGCUGAAAGCUGAACCGGGAACCAGGAAAUGCACAAGCCUCUUUUGGUGGAAGAAGAGCUGGGCUCCCUAGAAGACAGAGCACCAUGGGAAACCAGCUCUGCUGCGGGGGAAGCUGGAGCUGUACAUCAACUUUACAGAGGAAAAAGAAAAUAGGGAGCCGAGCAGGAGGAACACUGAGGUUGCAGGAGCAGCAGCCGCAGCUUGAGCGGUGGCGGCAGCUGAAUGACACGGAGGUAAUGAGAAGCCUCGGUCCCUCCGAAGGCUGUUCAGACCUGGCACCCCAGGACUCAGCUUAUCCAGCCCGAGACAGAGGGGGAAAGGGAGCAACCAAGCCAAGAAUCUUCCUUAACGCUGUUCGUUCCUCUCAGGACACAAUGGGACACAUGUACGAGCAGGUGUUACUGCAGCCUGCAUCUCAGCAGAGGAGCCGUCAAAGCCUCAGGUCGGAGGACAGCGGCUUGUAUUAUGCAGACAUUCAACUGUACAGCUUUCCCCAGCCACGCUCUGUCCAGGAGGUGAAGCACCUGCAGUUAAAAAAUGCUACGGAGUAUGCGACCCUUCGCUUCCCCCAGGUGACACCUCGCUAUGACAGCAAGAACGGGACCCUUGUGUGAGCCCUGAUGGGGAGGCGCUACCUGUCGGCAUCAUUUCAUCACUACGGCUCUGGGGGACUGGCUGGCAGCCUGAAGAACAGUGGACACGUUUUAGGCUUAAAGAACUCCAGAGCCCCCGGAAUUGCAAACUCCCAGUCCUGCGCUCUGCCUCGGCCUAUCUCUUAUUUGCCACCAUUAGCAAACAGCUAAUAGCACCAUUAGCUUGAGUUACCUGGGGGUGGAUGGAGUUGCACAGAAUGAGGGUGCUAGGUUGAGUGUGCAAGAAGGUGGGGUGUUGACCCCUAUCUUUGCUCCUGCCCUCAGGGAAAGUGCAGGAAGAACAGGUUCCCCUUGAAGCACUUGCACGUGAGCUGACUUUGUUGGAGUCCGUUUGAUGGUAUCCCUCCUACACACCUUUCAGCUCCUAAGCUAAAGAGGUGCUCUGGAAAGCAUUCAGGGCUCUUGUACACAGCUCCUAGAUCUGGGUUGGGCAAUUUCCUCAGAGGCUGGGUCAAAAGGGUCCAGACCCUACACGAACAAGUGAGGGCGGGACUGAAGCAUGGAGCAAGCGUUUUUGGACCAUCGAUUGCAAGGACGUCAAGUCAUCGAUGUCGACAGCACUGCGAGGCCCAGAAACUUCCCCUUAAGCUGGACUGUUUUCUCUCAGGGAUGCAGAGCCGUCAAGAUCAAUAAAUCGCAUAAGGAACCUG